Messenger RNA from Styela clava, 3504 nucleotides. Lineage: Eukaryota; Metazoa; Chordata; Ascidiacea; Stolidobranchia; Styelidae. The record is from RefSeq and is a predicted model, not a curated record.
AAGAUAGCAAUUGAAUAUUUAGUAAGAUAUUUAGCGAAUUUCUCUUCUGGAAUUUUGAAAGAAAUUUUAUUGAACCAAAAGUCAAAGCUAUCAUAUCAUUACAAUGGGAAAGAAGGAUGAUAAGGAGAGAUUUCAAGAUGUUGAGUACCACGGCUCUCCUCGUCGAGAAUCUUUCCUCUGCAAAUACGCUCUGACAAUGUUCUUUGCCAUUGGUUUUGGUAUGGCUUGUGGAUUGGUUGGAUAUUAUGUCGGGCAAUCAAACAGUCAAAAUGUUGAUGUCAUUGAUAGCGGAGAACCAACAUCAUUGCCUGAACCUCAGCCCGGAGAUUAUUAUGUUGGAAUUGGGAAGUAUGAUGUGACUGGACCUGUUGCCCAAGUCAAUAUGAUGGGAUAUGCAGUUCCUUCUCAAAUUGCUCACGGACUCCACAUGAGAUUGUACAGUCGGGCUUUCAUCUUCUCAGAUCUUGCUCAAAGCAAACGUUCAGUGUUUGUCAGUAUCGACUCUGGAAUGAUGACCCAACUUGUCAAACUCGAAGUCGUCAAAAAGUUGAAAGAAAAAUAUGGUGAUAUGUAUGAUGAAAAGAACGUUGUCUUAUCUGGCACCCAUUCUCACUCUGGACCUGCAGGAUUCUUUCAGUUCCUCUUGUUCGAAGUUACUUCACUUGGAUUCAUCAAGCAGAGCACAGACUCCUUUGUAGAUGGGAUUGUCAAGAGUAUUGACAUUGCCCAUUCAAACAUGCAAGAAUCCAUUGUCUACAUGUAUUCUGGAGACGUGGAUGAAGCAAACAUCAAUAGAAGUCCGAGUGCCUACACACAUAACCCCGAGAAUGAGAGGUCCAAGUAUACCCACAACACAGAACAAGAGAUGGUUCUAUUGAAGAUAACUUCCACUUCAGGAGCCGAUAGAGGGUUAAUAACUUGGUACCCAGUGCAUGGAACCUGCAUGAAUAACACUAACGAGUUAAUUAGCUCAGAUAAUAAAGGUCGCGCUUCAACGCUUUAUGAAAAUGAAAUGAAGCAUGAAGGAAUGCCGGACUACGUAGCAGCAUUCGCCCAAGCCAACCUAGGAGAUGUUUCACCGAAUACUGAAGGACCAAUAUGCAUUGAUACUGGUGAGGCAUGUGAUUAUGAGCAAUCAACAUGUGGCAACCCUCCCUCGGUGUCAAACUGCAUUGCAUUCGGUCCUGGGGACGAUAUGUUUGAGUCAACUGAUAUCAUUGGGACGAGGCAAUACCAGGCUGCAAAAAGAAUUCUAUCAAACGCCCCUGCACUACGUCUGCAAGGCCCACUCAACUUUGCUCAUCAGUUCGUUGAUAUGACGAAGGAGGAAGUCACAUUAGCUGAUGGAUCAAAGGCCACAACAUGUAAAUCUGCUAUGGGAUACAGUUUUGCUGCGGGAACAACCGACGGCCCAGGAGCCCUUUUCCAUCAAAGUCAGCUGGAGGGGACGCCAUUGUGGGAACUGGCUACCAAGCUUAUUGGAAAAAUUGUUUGCAAGACUGAGCCGACCCAAGCAGACUUCGAUUGUCACAAACCAAAGCCAGUUCUUCUGCCAACUGGAUGUAAUCAUGACAUCCCAUAUGCAUGGCAUCCUUCUAUCGUCGAUGUGCAAUUGAUUAGAGUUGGUCCGUUGAUCAUUUCCGCUGUGCCAGGAGAAUUCACGACAAUGGCUGGUAGGAGACUAAAGGACGCUGUUAAAGCAGAAGCAAUUAAGAUGGGAUGGCUAAAUAACUCCAAGGUUGUCAUAGCCGGUCUUUCUAAUGUUUACACUCACUAUAUCACUACACUUGAAGAGUUCGGAGCUCAGAGAUACGAAGGAGGAUCAACAAUUUACGGGCCGCACACUCAUGCUGCUUAUGUGGCGAGAUUUACAAAUUUGGUGGAGAAUUUAGUUAAAGGAACAGCAGCCGAUCCAGGACCAAUGCCUGAGAACAUUCUUGAGAGCCAGAUUGAGCUUCUACCAGCCCCAAGACCAGAUCGCGUACCCGAAGGAAAUGAUUAUGGCGAUGUUAUCACAAAUGCAAAUGAACUUUACCGAGGGGGAGAAAAGGUCUCAGUGAAAUUUUAUGGAGCGAACCCACGGCAUGAUAUGAGGCUCGGUUCUACGUAUCUUGAAGUUCAAAGAUUUGACCAAGACAACGGAGAUUGGGAGGCGUCAUUCACAGAUGCUGACUGGGAGACAAAGUUCAAAUGGGAGAAGAUGGACAAUAACAAUGUCACUAAAAAACUGACGAUGAUAGAUGGCCUAUUCAAUCUUAUUGCAAAAGUCAUUGGAUACAGAAUAAACCUGGACAGAAUGGAAAAAUUAAUGAAAACAGAUGAAUUUAGCAUGAAAGAUCUGAAACUGCUGAUAAUAUGGAAUACGCUGAGUCGAGGAAUAAGUACGACAUCUUGCAAAUUUUUUUUAACAGCACUUAUUCUUAUAGCCAGACUUGAAGCGAAAGACAUCUUGACCAAGGAAGAUAAACGUCCGAUAUUAGAAUACCCUACGACCGACGAAAGCCAUGUCACCAUAGAAUGGGACAUUCCAAAAGGACAGGUCCCAGGAACAUACAGGAUUGUAUACAAUGGGGAGCAUAUGUCUAAUGAUGGCGGAGAAGUGACUGUUACUUCGUUCAAGGGAAUGUCAAGAGAAUUUCAAGUCCAGAGUUAAAGACUUUUGAAUUGUAACUUUAUGGAGAUUUAUCCUAAUUUCUAGCAAAUGUGGAUGGUGACUUGUUUUCAUCUGAUAUUUGCUCAAUAAUGAUCUCAUAAUGUUUUUUAAUUUACUCCUUAGUGAUGUAACAAUAUUCUAUGCAGUUUAAAUUUUUGUGUGAAAAUAAUGAAAAUGAAUUAGUAUUAUAAACCUAUCAAUUGUGUAUAAUAAACCUAUUUCUAAAUCAUUUGCCAAAACUUAAAUUAUAUAUACCUAAUGUGAAUCUUUUAUUAUUCGUUUAUUGAUUGUUCAAUGCAUAUCUGUUCAAUUCAAAAAAAUUUUCACUCUGCUUCAAGACAUCCAAAAUACAGACUCUAAAUUGAUCAAAUGUUGGCUCCGACUCCCUGGUUAAUAAAAUGAGUUAAAAAAAAGGUGUUUCCGAAGUUUUCGUACCAAGAUGGCGCACAACAUGAACAUAGUAUGUCUACCAGGUUAGGGUUGUUCAGGUUGAGCGUCAUAUUGGUACGAAUAUUCCCGGAGCGGCUAAAAAAAGCAAUUUUUACUUGUAAAACUUGGCGUUUGCAAUCGUUGCACUUUUUAAAACUUUUGGUUUAUCUAAUUCCUUUUUUUUGACGAGUUAAAAUUGAAUUGUUUGAAAAUUCAACUCUUACGGUGAAAAAUGCCAAAGUUAGACUCAACAUCCCAAGCUUCGUUGCAACAAUGUAUUCAUGUUUAAUUUUUCAUUGCAGUGUUCCAAUAGCAAUUGUUUGUUUAUGUGUUAACAAAAUGCAUUGAUGAUUUAGGUUGGUAUUUUAAUUUAUCGUAAAGAACUGAAAAAAUAUGGGAGAUAAUAACCAUACUGAAAAAAA